GUUGUUAUAUAUCCUCUUCUCCCUCACUGUGUUUUUUUGACACAUCUGACUGCGUUUAUCUCCCCGACAGGAGCCUGCGAGCUGCAACUUUCUCAGAUUGACACAGAAUGGAGAGAAGCUGACGCACCGUUAUUUACCGGACCGUUAACUCUGCUCCUCCGGCUUUCCCUCAUGCCAUCACAGCCUGCAUGUUGUCUCAGACCAAGGGGAAGAUAGUUUUUCACAACUCCUAACACUGAAGUGUUGGCAAUUGCUCCUCAUUGUUUCCCUUUUCUUCUUUUUGGACACUUUAACCGCGUUUUUACGCACGGUGCGCAAAGGGAUGGCUCCUCUCCGGGGACGAAACACGGGAGUACUAAACGUUUUUCACGUCUGUCUCUUUAUUUCAGCUGCUUCUUCUUACAACAUAGACUUAGAACAUCCUGUAGUUUUCCGCGGACCAAAUUCUAGUUUUUUUGGAUACUCGGUGCUGGAGCAUUAUCAUGACAACACACGCUGGGUGAUAGUAGGAGCCCCGAAAGCGAACUCCACCUACAGUAGCUCCGUGCACUCUCCUGGAUCCGUGUUCAAGUGUCGGGUUCACAGCAACCCGGAGCGCCGCUGCACAGAGAUGGACCUGGGCAGAGGAAACAAUCCCAGAGAGUCGUGUGGGAAGACGUGCCAGGGGGACAGAGACAACGAGUGGAUGGGAGUCAGCCUGGCCCGGCAGGACAGAGCCAACGGACAAAUACUGGCCUGUGCUCACCGCUGGAAAAACGUCUACUACGACUCAGAGCACAUCCUUCCACAUGGAUACUGCUCCAUCAUUCCUCCAACGCUUCAGGGACGGAGCAAACCGCUCAUCCCUUGUUAUGAAGACUAUAAGCAGAAGUAUGGGGAAGAGCACGGCUCGUGCCAAGCCGGGAUAGCGGGAGUUUUCACAGAGGAGCUGGUGGUGAUGGGGGCACCGGGGUCCUACUACUGGACCGGGACCAUCAAGGUGUACAACCUGACCUCGGACUCUUUCUACAGCCCAAACAAAGAAGACGUGGACUCCCACAGAUACAGCUACCUUGGCUACGCUGUGACAGCGGGACACUUCUCCUCUCCUAAUGUGAUAGACAUAGCUGCAGGGGCGCCCCAGCACAGCGGCAGUGGAAAAGUUUACAUUUUCAAGAUCGACGGUGGGUCUCUGGUGAAGAGUUUUCAGGCCUCAGGGAAAAUGAUGGGCUCUUACUUUGGCUCCUCAUUGUGUGCAGUUGAUCUGAACCAGGACGGCCUGUCGGACCUGCUGGUGGGGGCACCCAUGCACAGCCAGCUCCGGGAUGAGGGCCAGGUGUCUGUGUACCUCAGCAAGGGCAACGGAGUGAUGGAGGAGGGCGGUGUUUUAACCGGUGACAGUGCUUUCAAUGCUCACUUCGGAGAAUGCAUCGCUGCGAUAGGAGACAUAGAUGACGAUGGGUAUCAAGACGUAGCCAUAGGAGCACCUAAAGAGGACGACUACGGGGGAGCGGUUUAUAUCUACCACGGGGACGCCACUGGAAUAAUCAGCAAGUACUCAAUGAAACUGUCUGGGCGCAGCGUUAACCCUGGUCUGCAGAUGUUUGGCCAGUCAAUCUCCGGCAACGUGGACAUGGACGGCAACGGUUACGCAGAUGUCACCAUUGGAGCGUUCAUGGCAGAUAGCGUGGUGCUGCUGAGGUCCCGGCCUGUCAUUACAGUGGACGUCUCCAUCUUCCUCCCUGUCUCCAUCAACAUCUCGGUGCCGCAGUGCCACGAGGGCCACCACAACCUGAACUGCUUCAACGCUACCGUCUGCUUGCGCUUCCGGGGAAGACAGCUGCCCGGACAGAUAGAGCUGCUGUACAACUUGACGGCUGAUGUGGAUAAGCGACAGAAGAGCCAGCCAUCGCGGGUUUACUUCAUUCACAGUGGAUCUCAGAUCAGCCAGAUGAGCCAGCAGCUCAGCCUGGACAUCAACAGGGAGCAGUGCCAGCCCUACACUGCCUACGUCAAGAAAGACGUGAAGGAUGUGUUCACCGCCAUCACGUUCGAGGUGGCGUACAGCCUCGGGAAGCACGUGCUGGCCGGACACCAGGAGCGAGACCUGCCCGCGCUCACGCCUGUGCUGCGCUGGAGGAAAGGAAACAAGAUCGCAGUGAGGAAUGAGACGUGGUUCGAGAAGAACUGCCUGUCGGACGACUGCGCCGCAGACCUGAGGCUUCAUGGGAAACUGCUGCUUUCUGGGCUUUACAGCAAACCCCACUUAGCCCUCGGCGGAGUGAGGAACGUCUCUCUGAACCUGACCAUCUCCAACGCUGGAGACGACGCCUACGACACCAACAUCUACUUCAACUUCACCCGAGAGGUUUUCUACAUCAACUUCUGGCAGAAGGAGGAGAAGGGAAUUUCCUGUGAACUCAUUGAAUUGGACUUCCUCAAAUGCAGCGUGGGAUUUCCCUUCAUGAGAGCACAGACCAAGUAUCAUUUUGCAGUAAUUUAUGACACAAGUAAGCUCUCAGGGGAAAACGACACAUUGCAGUUCCUAGUUCAAGCAAAAAGUGCUAACCCUGAGCACAAGCUCUCCGACAACAGCUUGGAUCUGUCCAUCCCUCUGGUUCAUGAGACUGACACAACUAUUACUGGCGUGGUGACACCAAGCUCCUUUGUUUAUGGAAAUUCCAUCGACGCCUCGCGCUUCGUCCAGCUGGAAGACAUGGAGUGCAACUUUCAGGCUCUUAAUCUCACUUUCCAGGCCAUAAACAAGGGGCCCAGUCGGCUGCCUGGCUCCACUGUGGACAUCAGGAUACCCAACCGGCUGGCUGGCAGCGGAGCUGAUAUGUUCCACAUCAUAGAAACACAGGUGGCUGAUGGUCGAGGAAACUGCACCCUUCACAGGAACCCAACACCGUGCACCAUCCCCCAGGACAGAGAGAGCAUCUUCCACUCCAUAUUCGCCUUCUUCACCAAAUCAGGACGGAAAGUCUUGGACUGUGACCGACCUGGAAGAGCGUGUAUGACGGUCUCCUGCAGUCUGGGUCCACAGUUAAAAGAAGAAGCUUUGAGCAUAGAUAUGAAACUUCUGCUUAACACUGAAAUUCUUAAGAGGGACAGCUCCUCGGUGAUCCAGUUUGUGACGAGGGGCAGUGUGCAAGUCAAUGACCGGGCAGUGGAGGUGCCAAAUGGUCUGUCAGAGGACAUUUCUCUGGUGUUCGAGGCUCUGCACAGUCAGGAGCCAAGGGGUUACGUAGUGGGCUGGAUCAUUGCCAUCAGUCUGCUGGUGGGAAUCCUCAUCUUUUUGCUGUUAGCUGUGCUACUAUGGAAGAUGGGUUUCUUCCGUCGGCGCUACAGAGAGAUCAUCGAGGCUGAGAAGAACAGGAAGGACAGUGAUGAGAGCUGGGACUGGAUGGAAAAGAAUCACUGAGACCUGCACUGGGGGGUCCCAGAGGAGCCAAAGCGAUUAGGGAUUGGGUCGGGAAGGAUCCAAUAGCACGGGGUCUCGACGGCCCAGCCGCAACCGUGGCACCGGGCCCUUCAGUCUUCCAUAUGUGGAAGAGAAGAAUAUUCUCCAUAUUUAUUUGGAGACUUGACUUAUUUUUUUGUGGGUGGGGGUCCAGGAAACAGGCUUCUGAGGUGACAGUGUGGCUUGCCAGAGGACACUUGCUGCAGAAUUCAGCUAAUCUCAAAGGAGGUAACUCCCAGCCAGCGGAGCGGGGCUGUUGAUGGAGACCCACAUCCGUACGGAGACGGCAUGAAUACUGGUGGACAACAAAACCCUCAGGGCUGCGUUAUAUAGCAAAUUUAUUUUUAUACAUUCACUUUAAGCCAUAUUGUAUAAAACUGGGCUUUGAGAAGAGCUGGGGUUAUGAAGGCCAUUAUAAACAUACUUGCAGUAUGUUUUCCUAAAAGCACUGAUGUUUGAUAAGAAUGAAUGCCUUGGCUUCUCAGCUUUACUUUUUAUGCCAAAGAUCUGUCCAGUAUAGUAUAUGAUUCGAGUGAAAGAUUGUAUCUUUUCUGUGCUGUUUCCGGCUUAUGGAUAUCUCUUCUACACAUCUGGGCGCCCCUGCCUCCCACAGAUAGUCGGACUGAGCUAAAUCUUCUGUUUUACACCCACGCACACAAUGAUUGACGCUGUGUCCUGAUGUCAUCCACCAGUGUUUUUAGAGUUGUCUCAUGGCCGCGAAGGCCCAGAGAGAACACCCUCUGAGGUCAUUCGGCCCCUGUUCAGGAUGCAGUAAUCAACAGUCCUCUGUUAUUUCUGAGCUCUCAGUUAACACUUUUUAUUUCCCAUGUUUCCUUUGUUAUCCACGGCUGAAAAUUCAGCACGAUGGGUUGUAAAUUAAACCGCAAACGGCGCUGUUCCCAUUUCAAGGUUUGCGACUUACCAUUAGCAUUCCAUUCGUUCUGGUCGUGCUUUUAACUAAGCUUGUUUGUAGGUGUUGAAGUGGAUGUAACCUAAAAGGUUUUGGAGCUCAAGCUGCUUUUGCAAAUAACUAUUGCUCAGGUAUACAGCUGGCUUUUUAGAUGGAACCCUAAAUGUCCAGACACAAGACCUGAUUGUGUUUUUUUUCUAAAAGAAGAAAAAAAAACCUUCCAGACUUUAGCUAAUCCGACUGUUUAAUUCUGCCAUUAUAUUAUUAUGUCUUGGGCUUUGACGUGAAAUAUGAGAUACAUUACUCUCCCCGGCCAGAUGAAAGUCUGUGAUGGGAGUCCACCUACAGUCAUUUUCAGGGGCCCAUGGCAUGACUAAUGCCCUAAAAAUAGGUGGGAAUGUGCAGCACUCAAUCACUACACAUAAACGAGCUCUUUGGGGCUCACGGGAAACGUUCAUUUUAAGUCAACAUGGAGGAAUGUCAGUGCCCGAAAAAUCUGCCCACCACUAAAGUUCCUGGCUCAUCAUCGUUCAUGGUUGUUAUGUGUUUUAAACGUCGGGCUAGAUCGUGAAUAUAAUUUUUGCAGAACACAAUGAAUUAAAUGUUAAAUCAAAUGUCCCUCAAAAAAGAAUAUUAACUAUUUGAUGUAUUUUUAAAGGAAAACCUGCAGCCUCAGGACUUUGGGGUAAUUUUGAAUCGGCCCUGAGUCAGAUUGAAAUGUGCAAUGCCAAAGAAUAAAAAAGAGUAUAUUUUAAGACGUCAGUGCUAAGUCACUUUAUGUCUCACUAUGAUUGCUUCACUCUCUAUUGUGUUGAAUGAAUCUUUUACUGAUACGAUACACUUUAUUUCACCAUUUAAUUCCACUGGCACGAUGGCAUAUACUGUACACAUUCACGUCUUCCCUCUGCAUCUGUACAGCGAUGCCACACUUGUACGCAGAGAAACCGACACUUGACAUUUUUGGUAACAUUUGAACUGUGAUGGUUAAAUUUUGUUUUGUUAUGUUCGUUUGUUGUCAAUGUUAAUCUCACCGUUGUUUGGGGGUUUGUUCUGAGUAUACUACUGUCACUGAAUAUCAUUUCCAUUAUAGAGUGCUGUAUGAUUUUAAAGUCAUGUUUGAGCUGUGUAUUUAUCUGUUGAUAAAUUUUAGAGUGAAAUUUCA
Pleuronectes platessa (European plaice) is the source of this 5514-nucleotide messenger RNA. RefSeq names its product integrin, alpha 9 (gene itga9). Gene Ontology annotation, biological process: cell-matrix adhesion; cell-cell adhesion; cell adhesion mediated by integrin. Gene Ontology annotation, cellular component: external side of plasma membrane; integrin complex. Lineage: Eukaryota; Metazoa; Chordata; Actinopteri; Pleuronectiformes; Pleuronectidae. The record is from RefSeq and is a predicted model, not a curated record. The transcript is spliced from 28 exons. The coding region runs from base 323 to 3403 and encodes 1026 amino acids. Gene Ontology annotation, molecular function: integrin binding.